Messenger RNA from Frieseomelitta varia, 5251 nucleotides. RefSeq lists its product as uncharacterized. The record is from RefSeq and is a predicted model, not a curated record. Gene Ontology annotation, cellular component: plasma membrane; cytoplasm. Lineage: Eukaryota; Metazoa; Arthropoda; Insecta; Hymenoptera; Apidae. Bases 1437 to 4532 code for a protein of 1031 amino acids. Gene Ontology annotation, molecular function: protein binding. The transcript has 10 exons.
AGUAUUACAAAGUACACUGAGAAUUGAUUGAAAAAUGGCCCAAGGUACCAAAAAAUUGGUCAAAAUGACCAAUUUUAGAUAAAUGUAAAGCAAUGCCUUUUUUAAAAAUUCAUACAAUUUUUUUUUGUAAAACAUUUUUAAAAGUUUUACAAAGUGCACUGACAAUUGGUCAAAAAAUGGUCCAAGGUACCAAAAAAAUGGUCAAAAUGACCAAUUUUAGAUAAAUGUAAACCAAUGCCUUUCUUAAAAAUUCAUACGAUUUUUUUUGCAAAACGUUUUUAAAAGUUUUCAGAAUUGGUCAAAAAAUGGUCCAAAUGACCAAUGUUACAUGUAGAUGUAAAACAACGCGUUCCUUAAAGAUUUAAACGACAAUUUAAAUUAUAAAGUUUUCCUAUCUUUCUUUCUCUUUUUACUCCAUUGCCUCUUGAUGGCGAAUUUCACGCUUCGAAUCGUCGGUAGUUUUUAAUGUUCAAUUUCCGUCGUAGAGAGUCCAGACGUGAAGCCCACCGGUGAAACAUUUCGUAUCGGACGAAUAUGCAAUUCGACGACAGAUCGAACGUUACGAACGAUUCGUCCGUUUACACAAACCUGCCGGCUGUCUUCUUUCCACCUUUUGCGUGACAACUGUGUUCGUCGAUCUGCGAACAUCGCCGAACGCUCAUCGUCGUCGCCUCAAAGUGUACAAAUCAGCGAGCGCGUCUCCACGACGAGAUUAAAUUUUCACGCGGAACGGUCGUGACGUUAUUUUCGCGGAGACGGUGUUUUACGGUACGGCGCCGCACGGCGCACACAGUUUUACUCGCCGCCGUUGCGUAACACGUGUGCACGCAACGUAAUGUAGAUAUAAUUGUUCGACGUUGUCUGUUGUAUAAUGCGCGUGUAAUACGGUUUCCAGCGCUGGGUCCAGCCGCGGUGCGAGUCACGAGCGAGGCGUCGUCGCGCGAGCAUGUCCCCCGUGCUGUUGCGUUCCGGGCGGUACGCGAUCGUCUUUCGGGCAGAUCGGCUAAUUGACAACCUUGAAUCGAUCGCGAUCGCGACUCGUGGCCGACUGUGAAACGCGUUUGCGGCGCGCGUUGCUGGUGUCUGCCCCGCGACAUACUAUUUUACGCGCGAUUUCAUUCGCCUGAUUCCGCCGAUCGGCGCGACAUAUUACUUUACACGUUACAUAGUGCUACACUAAUGUUUGAUCUAGUGGUUAAUCUUGCUCGUUCCUUUGUCAAGUUAUUGUAGAAUCUCUCGCGACUAUUUUUCACGUUGUAAUAGUGUUGGACUGUGUCGUGACACAUCUACGAGUAUUUUACACGUUGUAAUAGUGUUGGACUGUGUCGUGACACAUCUACGAGUGGAAAAGAGAAUGCGUAUACACGGUGAACAAACGAUGGACAGUGUGUCGCGAGUUAGACGGUUCGGUUAGCGGAUGGCGCGAAAAGGGAGAAAUGGCAGAAGCGAAGCACGUUUCGGCGUGGGCCACGUUGAAGUUGGCCAGAAGGUUGACGUUGUCGAACAACAGCGCGAACACCACCGCGCACGCUGGCGGUUCGACGACGAUUUGGUACGACGUCCCCGCGCCCGUCAUAAUACACUGUUGCCAAGAAUUGCCAGGAAACGCGCUCGAAUCCGCGGUGAUCGACUCGAUCGAGAAACGAGAAGAAGCGACCGCUGUAGUAACUGACAGCAACGAACCGUCGUCGACAACGACGACGACGACAACCGAUAUUCGAGAUGAUGGCGCACUAGGUGACAACGAGACUCGACACAGAAACACGGUGGAAUUGACGGCGGUCACGUCGGUGAAAACCGACGACGAGGGUGUGCCGAGGAUCAGCUUCAGCUUCCUGCAGGCGGACGACGAAUCGAAAACAAGAGGGGCAAGCGUCGCGGCCGUGACCUCGAGCGAGAACGACCAGGACGCGUCGACGCUAGAUCAGCUGUACGAUUUCCCCAGGAAUUCAUACGUGGUUGUCGACGAGAUCGAAAGCGAGAAAGUGGUAGAAAGCAGCGGGGACGAGCGCCACGCCGCGGUGGAAGUUUCGGGCUCGGAGAAAUUCCACGCGGAGACUCGAAACGAACCGCCUAAGCACGGUGAGGAGGACUCGAGAGAGUCGCAAGGACUCGACGACGAGUCCCCUCAAGGAAUAACAAUCACGUCCGUGGAGAGAGCGAGCGAUCGAACGACCGCAUCUCCGGAAGAAGGGACAGAUACGCGCGAUCGAUCGUGUCGUGGAAGAGUCGAAGGCUCUAACGACACGAUCGUCUCUUGCCGAAGGGGACGUUACCCAAAGAGACAUCGGCUGGAGAAGGCGUGGGAGAAAAUGCGAAGCUGGCUGAGGGAGGAGACCUCCCGGAUCAAUGACGUGGUGAACAAACACGCGAGACUGCAGGCUGUCGGUGCUCUCGCCGAGGAGUCGUGCAGCCUGCCCGUGUCGAAUGGUAACCAAGCGUCUUACGACCUGACCAAGGCGAGGACGCGGCAGUCGGGGUCGAUCCUCAGGGUCGAGGAGUUCGGUUUGUCCUCCGUCUCGGAGGAGAAUCUCGACUCGUUCCCCUCUCCCGGAGCCGUGGUCGUUUCGUCGCGAGGCAGCAGGACCAACGUUCGAGCGCCGACGAAGAGCGACGAAAGUUUGGGAAAGAUGGUGGCGAGCACGGACAACCUUGCGUUGAACGAACCAACGUCGAGGAACGAGGAGGCGAGCCGAGCUUCCAUCUCCCUCAGCAUGGACAAGCUCUGCUCCGACGCGGAGAACGACGAGACCAUCAGGGCUCACGCUCGAAACGCCGGCUUGAUUAAGAGGAGAAUGCUGGGGUCAAUCAGAGGGUUAAUGGCCUCCACUCAUCUUCUGCACUCGCCUUCUUCGCACGAGGCCGACGAGGGUGGACAAGGUGGAUUCGAAGAUGUUCGAAGGUAUGUGAAGCAAGGUGGUGAUUUCUGCAAGGAACUGGCGUCUAUCCUACACGAAAGGGCGGAGUUAGAAGCGGCUUAUGCCAAAGGGCUUAGCAAGCUGAGCAACAAACUGACCAAGGCCUGCGCAAAAGAUCAAGGUGGUAACGGAAGCGGAGGUGUGAACGAGGCAUGGAGAUGCGUCGGCGAGGAGAUGGAGGCCGCCGCGGAGGCCCACAGGAUCUGGGGAAUCACGCUCAGCGAACAAAUUGCCAAGCCCCUCAGAGUGGGAGUAGCAGAGGCCCAAGGCCGUUCGAGGAAAUCCAUCGAGAACUCGGUGGACAAAGCCGGCAAGUCUCUUCACGAGUGGCGUAACAUCGCGACGAAAAGCAAAAAGCAGAGUUUCGCCUGCGCCAGAGAGAACGAGAGGUUGCAGGACCUGGCAAGGUUACAAUCGAUCAGCCAGAGCCAGCAAAGCAACAACAAAUCGUCGACCCAUCACAUGACGGAGAAGGAGGCCAGCAAGCUCGAGACGAGGAGGAGAAAGGCCGAGGACUCGUCCCGCAGGGCCGACACGGAGUUUUACACGGUGAGCGUGAGAGCCGAGAGAGCCAGGCUCGAGUACGAGAGCACCGUGAGGAAAGGUGCUAAACAAAUGGAACUCCUCGAGGAGGAACGAUUGAGCGCUCUCAAAGAUCUCGCCAACGUUUAUUUGGCUCACCUGCAAGCCUUAGCUCCCCGUCUGCAACAGAGUGCAGACCGUUUGGCAGCUCCUAUACGCAACUGCAACGUUUCUCAGGAUAUCGAGAUCUUGAAGAAUCUUAUACGCAGAGUAGAAAGCAACGAGGGAUGCAACGCCGACCAGUUGCUGCCAGACUUCUACGCCGAGCACGUUACUCUGGCGAUGAACAGGGAACGUCGGAAACAAGCGCUGGUACGAGUCCUUCAUUUGAUCAGACAGGACCUGGAACGGGAGAGACGCGGCAGGGAGGGUUUGGAAACUCUUCAUCGAGCUUUCAUCGCAACGCCGGCAUUCGCGGCGGACGAAAGCACGCAAAACGUAACGGAGAAGCUGCACCAUAUGCGUUCUAUGUUACUGUAUCUAGAGGCAGCGAGGUACAAAGUUGGGGGGACAUUGGCCGAGGUAGAGGGCAGCAAACGAGACAAACACCCGUUGGCUGAGCAUAUUCUAGUUUCAAGGGACAAACAGGGCUUGCAGCAGAGUGUCCUUAAGAUUCCUUCUUGGGCAAAGAACGAAUCGUUCGAGAUUCAGUACGACGAAGACGAAAUGGACGUUCAUCUCGUAAAGGAUCACGAUGCCGAGAGUCGUCACUGGGCCGAUCGGACAGCUGGCGACGGAAACUCGGAGAAUCCGCCGGAUGAAGACGACUUUAGCGAUUUCGACGAGUUUAGUAGCCACUCCGAGGAUAAUAACAACCAGGACGUGGAAGCCACGGAAACCAGCGGCAAAUCGGAUGGAACGGAACAGUGCAGGGCGAUCUAUCAAUAUUCGGCGAAUUUGAACGACGAGCUCAGUCUAAGUCCCGGGGACUUGAUAACGGUGCAUCAAAAACAGCCGGAUGGUUGGUGGAUAGGAGAAUGUAGAGGGCGAACUGGAAUAUUUCCAGCCACUUACGUUCAAGUUAUUCAUUAGUUACGCCUCAUUUCGCCUGACUAAAUUCAAAAUUUAAGCACCUGAUAUCGAAGAAAAAAACACAUGUAACACGUAUAAAAAUGAAUAACAACGAAAAUUAUUAAUCAUACAGAUGAGCAAAAUACUACUAAAGUACGCUUGAAAUUAAAACGUGACUCAUCUUUUAAAAAAAGAAGUCAAAUUUCACUGUACAAACACCUUGUUUCGAGGGUGUGCUAUUAAAUUACAGUAGCGUGAAAAUAUUUAUUGAAUAUUUAUUGUCCCGUAGGACAAGUUACUAAAUAUCUGUUUGUAUUAAUAAAGUGCCAAUGAUAGCAUAUUACGCGUGAAAAUAGAACAAGACAAAGUUAACGUUUCCGCCACAGUCUUGUAAAUCGUUAUCGUUUGUACAACGAAGUAUUUCUUUUUUGUUUGUAUAUUGCGCAUUGUAAUUUAUAACAUAAUUAAGUUGUAAUAUUAUCGUGAAUGUAAGCGUGACGCAAGUCGUUUUUAUAAUUGACGGAGAAGAAAAGAAAAAAGUAAGCGACGUUUCUUUAAAUAACCUGAAGACUGCUUAUUCACGCAGCAUGAAAUCCACGUAUGAAAUUAAACAGCGUGAUAUGUAUAUAAUCUGUUUAAUUUCCGAGAGAAAUUUCAUUGUAAAUACGUACUUAGCCGCAUUUAAUAACUUAAACUUGUUGUAUGUAACAAAAAUUUUAAUUAAAGUUCAUUUAUUUAUU